Molecule: messenger RNA, 510 nt
Organism: Aspergillus novofumigatus IBT 16806
Lineage: Eukaryota; Fungi; Ascomycota; Eurotiomycetes; Eurotiales; Aspergillaceae
Exons: 3
Coding region: 1-510 (169 amino acids)
Source: RefSeq, a predicted model, not a curated record
AUGGAAUGGCUAGAGAAAUAUCUGAUCAUCCGCGGAGGUCGGUGUAAGCCAACAAACAUCGAGGCACCGAAAUCUGAAUGGCCUGAUUCACCCGUCGAGCCUGUUGGCCCUUGUCGGGAUGCCUUCAAUGUGCAAAGAAAGCUUUUCGUGGACUUGGAAAAGCUGUGUACUUUGGCUGAUAAAUGCCAAGAUACCGCCAUAGUAAACGCGAUUGAGUCGCGCUUCUUGAGGAAACAUGCGAAGCAUUUAAAGAACAUGGGCGAUCUCCUACAACAAGUGACCCGGGUGUCAAAGCAGCCCGGACUUGGCCUAUACCACCUCGACGCAGAAUUACGUCAUAAUAAUGGCUGCAUCCCGUGGAUGUCUAUGAAUGAUCCUGAUACCAUCGAGGAAGGAAUCAGGGCUGUCGGGACGAAGGUCAAGCCGUUGCUUCACCUUGGUUGCUGCGAUUCCUUAUGCAUUACCAUGUCUCAAAAACUAGAGCAGAGAGCGAAUUCAAAAGGCUUGUGA